AUGAAGUUCUUCCUCGAAAAGAAGAAGAAGAAGGAAGAUGAAGGAGAUGCUUCCAGUCUCGAGACUGAUAUUCCAAAGACCGACCGAGACCUCAAGCCCCUCUUAACCGUUCUUGGAUCCUGUCUGGUUUAUUUCUCUGCAUUUGGAAUCAUCAAUAGCUUUGGUUUCUUCCAAGAAUACUAUCAAAGCACAGGCUUGACCGAUACGCCUGCUUCUACAAUCUCUUUUAUUGGAACUCUUCAAAUCACGUUGAUGAACGUGCUGGCUGCUCCUGCUGGAUCUCUAUUCGACUGUUAUGGCCUAAAGAACUUGUACAUACUUUCUGGCUUAGGCUGUGCUGGCGGUCUCUUAGCUUUGUCUUUCAGUGAAACAGACGAACUAUACCAGCUUUUUCUUAUUCAGGGUGUGCUCCUGGGUGUCGCGAUCGCAUUAGGCGCUCAACCCGCCCUUGUGGUUGCCGGGCAACAUUUCCAACGUCGUCGUGCUCUAGUUAUGGGUAUUGUAGCAGCAUCAGGGAGCGUUGGAGGCGUAUGCUUCCCGAUCAUAUUCGCUCGCUUGAUGCCUCAAGUAGGUUUUGCGUGGACACUGAGAGUCGUAGCUACAGUCGUGGCAGUAUCCUAUGCUAUAGCUCUCAGUAUAUCAUGGACUAAACUUCCUCCGAAGCCGCUCAGAGGAGCUGGCCAACUAUUUGACUUCAAAGGCUUCCUCGAUAAGAGAUAUUCCGUCCUUGCUGUGGGAGCUUUCGUGGCCAUGCUCGGCCAGUAUGUGCCAUACUACUAUAUCACCUCCUAUUGUUCCACAUCGAAUCCCAAUUCAUCCGCCAAGGACUACCUUCUACCCCUGAUGAAUGCUGCUAGUAUACUCGGGCGAAUCCUCGGAGGCCUAGCAGCAGAUGAAACUGGGCCCACCAACAUUACCUAUCCGAUGACAAUCUUGUCUGGAAUUCAGUGCCUCGGCAUGUGGCUCGUCACAAGCGACGUAGGAGUCCUUGUGGUCUUCGUUAUACUGUAUGGUUUCUGUUCAGGGGUAUUUAUCGCCGUUCUCCCCGUCAUUGCCGCACAACUUUCCCCAGCAGACAAACUUGGGGGACGAAUCGGUGCACUAUAUACUGUUUUGGCUGCUGCUCAGUUGGUAGGCUCGCCUAUUGGUGGGUCGUUGAUACAAUCGUCUACAGAUUUUGCCUUUGGAUACAUGGGCCUUAUCGUCUUCGGGGGUGUGACGCUCUUCGUCGGAGGCAUUGUCGUCUUUAUCUCGAGAAUCUUGCAACACAAAGACCUUAGCUUGCGCCUAUGA
Aaosphaeria arxii CBS 175.79 is the source of this 1293-nucleotide messenger RNA. Its product is annotated as MFS general substrate transporter. The transcript is spliced from 6 exons. The record is from RefSeq and is a predicted model, not a curated record. Bases 1 to 1293 code for a protein of 430 amino acids. Lineage: Eukaryota; Fungi; Ascomycota; Dothideomycetes; Pleosporales. Gene Ontology annotation, biological process: transmembrane transport. Gene Ontology annotation, cellular component: fungal-type vacuole membrane. Gene Ontology annotation, molecular function: transmembrane transporter activity.